CUGAGCACUAUCAUGUGGAGCAAUCCAUGUUGCAACUUGCAGAGCUAUACCAACAUUGCAUUUGGAGCACUUCUGCAUGACGCCUCAGCCAUGAGCUGAAAGGAGGAGGGUGUCAACAGACACGUUGAGAGAGGACAGAUGAGCUGAUUCCAUUUUCGCAGCAAUGGCGUUGGUGCGGGCGAAGCCUGUGGGAGGCAUAACAAUGCGCGCUGAUCCCAGCCAAAGGAGUGGAUACAGUCGUGGUUCGUUCAUCACUCACACGUCUCAAAGCCAUUGCUCUUUCAGGCAGAUCAGUGUGCGCUUAAUGCUUUGUGGUCCAACUAAGAACCUUUCCUCUUCCUCUUUGAAGCAGACCUCUGCGCACCACAAGUGGCAGCAUUUGAGCUUUGAGGGGCCGCCGCAUAGCUUCCGAUCAUGCGGCACCAAAGCUGGUUUUCUCAAAGAGAGUGGUCAGCUCAUUGGGAAGCUAUCCACAAGGAGGGGCGUCCUUCAGAAAAGACCAAAAUGCUGCCAAGCGGUUUCAAAGUUGGCCGAGGGGGGCCGGUCCACUGCAAGCUUCGUAGCUUUUCCAACUAAGAAAGCACACCAACCAUCAACAGAACGGCCAACUCCCGAUCACUGGCAAGACAGGAGACCAACUCAGGCGCGCUUCAAAUGGGCCUCGUUCUAUCUCGGCUUAUCGGCAGCGGCCGCGAGCCUAUUGAGGAGCAAUGCCAAGCUCGUCCUCGCCGUGUCGCUUUUGCUUGCAGCAUAUGCUAUGCGCUCAGGCGUGCUGGAUAUGGUCCGUGGCCCCUUUGGGGACUCAGCGCCACGGGUUGGGGGUUCUAAGGCACCAUUUGACGAUCCGACAGAAAAACUGGGGAACCAGAAUAGUGUCAAAGCAAACGCUGGCGCAAGCGGGGGGCAGCAAUUGGCAGCGCAGGAGACCCCUGUUGCAACGGAGGCGACUGCAAUGGAGGUGGUCAGGCCAGUUCAUUUCACGGAGGAGGGGCUGCGACCGGUCAUUGAGGCUGCCAAGAGGGAAGUCCGUCAGGAGGUGGUGGCAGCGGGCGUCGUCGGGCGCCUCGAGCGCGUCAUGCGGAUGCUCCCCAUCAUCCAGGAAGCGGCGCUCGCAAGCCGAGACCUGGCAAAGCAGGCGUCCGGAGACACCGCUGCUGUCCUGGGUGUGUCCACAAAAAUCAAUGCUGAGGUGGUCGGGCUGAAGCGCCAGGUGGCGGCCGGUUUGGACGCCCUUGGACGGAACCUGCAAACAGACCUGUCCGAAGAGGUCCGGAAAGGCGCGGCUGAAGUGGCCGGCUCAGUCAAGGAGGACCUGCAGCAGAUGGAGGGGCGGCUCUCCCGAAAGGUUGCAACGUCUGCCGAGGUCCUCGCCCUGCACCAGCGCCUCGACGCCGUCGCGCGCCUGGUAGAGGACGUCGCUCGCACCAGCGUGCAGCUCCAGGCGAUUCCUCUGCAGGUCGACGCGCUCCAGCAGCAGCUCUCGCAGCGAACCCUGGACCCUUCCGAACUCGACCUGCAGAGGAGUGAGCUCGGUGCCCUUGGCCACGUGUCUCAGCAGCUGCAAAGCUUGCAGAACGUGGCGGAAGAUAGGACGGAGGUUUUGUUGCAAGAGGUUCAGGGUUCUGCCGCUGCGACCGUGAGAAUCGCAGAGUGGGGGGCAGAGAUUGCGGCAGACGUGCGAAAUCUGAAGCCGACUUUGGAGGAAAGUGCGCGACAAAACGCGGAAAGCGUGCAAAGGUUAGCGGACAUGAACCAGGGUUUGUUGGACGGUGUCCGGGAGGUGGCCGAGAGGAGCGUCCGGGCGUCCGAGGAAGUGAGGAACGAAGUGGGGGGGUUGGUUGACCUGCAAAAACGAGGGGGGGCAAGAGAAAUGGAGCGGGUCCUGGCAGAGGGUUUGGCAGCAAUUGCGGCGCAGCUACCGGGGCUGAUGGAGAAGGGAACGGAAGAACUAGGCGCGGAGAGCUUUAAGGGUGCGAAAUCGGACGAGGACGAAGAAGAGGUUGAUGAAUUGCUUUUGCAGGCGCAGAGAGCGUAUUUGAGCGCGUAUGCACCAGCGGGGGCGGCUAAAGAAGCAACCGCUGCUGUUUUGGACAAGGGAGAAGGUGAGACGGUGAGAGGGGAACUUUCGGAAACGGUAACGGCGCCGGAAACGGUCCGUUUGGUUGAGGGCCUCGUCGAAGACGAAACUGUGCUCGAGGGGCUGUGGAGCAACCCUCUGCUCACGGCGGUUGCUUCGCAGCAGUCUACUAUGCCGGGGGGGGCCAGAUUGGAAGUUCCGAAAGAGGUGGAGAAGCAAACGCAGGCGCUGUUCUCGGUUAUCGAGGAGAAGCUCCGGUCGGGCGUCCCUGCUGACGUGGCGAUCACGGGGGCCAUUGACGAGGCGCCACCUGGCACCUUAACGGACGCAUCGUGGAUUUUUGAGUUGGAGGGGGCAGAGACCAGGCAAAUAGGGGUUAGCACAACUGAAGAUGCGGGAGGACAAUUUUGGGAGUCUUCUCAAGCGGCUGGGUUAGGGCGUGACCCGAUUGAACUAGGCGAGUGGGCGUCGUCAGAAGAUUCGGAACACGAAUGGGGUGAUUUGAACGCUCAAGAAACAGUCCCGCGGAUGAGCAACGACAAUGACAAUCGGUCUUUGAACGGAGCGGAAGUACCUGCGGCGACGAGAUUGGAUUCAGAAGAUGCGAGUGCUCAGGAAAGGAAUGGGAACGUGAUGACGGGCGCUGAAAGAGAGGAAGGUGUGGAAGGGCUGUACGGGCGAAGGGGCUCGGCAGCGGAAACGGAAACGGAAACGGAAGCAGAACGACCAAUGGCGCGUCAGAUUGGUGACGACCUUGACGGGGCUGAUGCCUGGAAUGGAGGUGUGCCUUCAGAAAGGGAGGGUUCAAACGAGAGGUGGUUCCGGGAACACUUCCUGAGGGGGGAGCAGUUGGAAACAGAACGAACUGUUGACGCCAGAAGCGAACCGGCUGACGUCACGAGCGAGUGGGCCGGAGUAGCGAGCGAAAGGGGUGCCGAUAAUGCUGCAAGGUUUGACGAAGCGCCAGGCUUUGCAACGGAGUCGGAGUCAGAGCAGGCAGGAUUGCGUCGAGAGCCCGAUCUGUACUCUGUUGCAGGAUCGGAACGAAGACUUGAAGAGUCCAAUUGGGACAAUGGGGGGGAGCCAAACGCCCCUCCUGAGGCGCCGAUCCUUUUCUACUCGGGAGAGCGCGACUGGAGCCCACGUGGGGGGGGCUCGCCGGUCCCGGACCUCCGGUGGGGGGGGCAACUCGAGCUGGAGCGCGACCCCUCUGAAACCGUUCUAGGCCUCCAAAGCGAGCGGGACUCGGAGCUGCUGACGUCAGCGAAGUCGGCCGGAGACGUCACUCCUGGUGUGAGUGCGGCGAUGGGCUCGGACUGGGUGGAGCAGCCGCCAGACGACAACUGGGGCGAGAGGAGGGGCCGGGGGGCGUAUUCACAGCGGGGGAGAGAGGGGCGGGGGCAGGGUGGGAACGGGCGCUCGUCGGAAGAGUGGGACUAUGACGGGGGGAGCGACUUUGGUGCGGCGGGGGGGAAUGAGUCAGGCGCUGAGCGAGAGAACUGGGGUGAUCGGUCUGGCUGGCAAGGACGGGACAAUGUGAAUCGGCGCCGGGCAGAGUAUGAAGAGGAGUACUGGGAAGGGAGUGGUGCCAAUUCACCCCAACGAAGGGGCCCGCAAGCUGACGAAGAGUGGGAUAGACCAUACCCCGCACCUGAAGACCCCAGCCCCUACCCCGAGAACCGAACAGAGGUUCCGCCGGGUGCAGCCAAUUGGGACGAACCUCUAGAGGAUCCGCCCACCAGCCCGGAAUACGAGGACAGCGUGAACCGGGGGUUGCGAUUGCUCGAGGAGGGCCGGAAAGGGCUGAGCGGACAGUCCGAAGUGGUCAUCGCGGACCGCAUGUUUUCGGACGCGGAGAAAGCGUUCGAGGAGGCGCUCGCGAUGGUCCCCGACGACCGGUGGGCGCUUUUACAGCUGGCGAGCGCGCUGCUGGACCACGGGGAGCUGAAGCACCGCCUGGCGGAGCGGGUGUCUGCGAGCGCAGAGGGCCGCUUUGCCAGCCCCGAGGAGGAGGAGUGGCUUCAGGCGAUCCUUGACCAGGGGGGAGAUCCCGCUGACGUCAUUGCCGAGCUGCGCGAGGGCAGCGAGGAGCUGCUCAGGGAGGCAGGGCGCGCGUGCCGCGAUGGGGUCAGCCGGGAACCCCGGGACACGGACGCGCUCACUCUGUGGGGCCUGGCGCUGUGCCUGCGGGGCCAGCUGGCGAGUGACCGGGGCAACGAGGAGGGGUCGGGGGACCUGCGCAACGAGGCGGACGAGCUGUUCCAGGCGGGGGUGGAAAAGUUCGAGGCGGCGCUGGCCGUCAAUCCAGAUCUGUGGACAGCGCUUUUAAACUGGGGCUUUGCGCUUCGCGACCGGUCCCGGCUGCGCCCCAUCACGAGCGUGCAGCGGCAAAAGCUCCUUACGGAGGCGCUCGACCUAGUUGCUGAAGUGGCGGACAGGGGAAAGAAAGGCGCCGCCGAGACGCUCAUGGCCCGGCAAGAGCUUCCCGUGCUAGAGAGCGAACUAGACAUGGUACAAGAGGCGGUUGAGGCUUCGCAGAACAGACGGGUUUCGGGGAGGCGAACGGCGGAGAUUGAUCAAAGGCCGCGCCGAGCUGGCGCGGACAGGUGGAGUGAAUUGUAGCCGCACAUUGUCUGGAGUUUGAUUGCUUUGUUGUGCUUGCACAUUCGCAACACAAAGACGAGCUUGAUUUGUUCUCGCACUGAGGAUAAUCUGUUUGAAAUUGCUCACCAAGGA
Klebsormidium nitens is the source of this 4813-nucleotide messenger RNA. NCBI's taxonomy places the organism in Eukaryota, Viridiplantae, Streptophyta, Klebsormidiophyceae, Klebsormidiales, Klebsormidiaceae. The record is from the annotation of a GenBank genome assembly.